This is a messenger RNA of Neocloeon triangulifer, 3445 nucleotides long. RefSeq names its product protein CLEC16A homolog (gene ema). The record is from RefSeq and is a predicted model, not a curated record. NCBI's taxonomy places the organism in Eukaryota, Metazoa, Arthropoda, Insecta, Ephemeroptera, Baetidae. The transcript has 18 exons. Bases 298 to 3396 code for a protein of 1032 amino acids. Gene Ontology annotation, cellular component: late endosome; endolysosome membrane. Gene Ontology annotation, biological process: endosomal transport; endosome to lysosome transport; regulation of autophagosome maturation.
AAUCAUGUGUUCGGGUUCGCCAAGGUUGAGUUUUGCUGAGGCGAAGAAGAUGCACCGCCUCUUCACCGCUUUUGUCAGUGCCAGUUAAUCAAGAUUAUAGCCCUCUCUGCCGAAAAUGUGGACUAGGAGUGUAAUUAGAACAUAACCAUCUAGAAUUUAUUCCGGAGAAACCAUGUUAGUGCAUAAAGACUUGCUGGCGAGAGCCCUCAAAUCUCCCCCUUAAAGCUGUUGCUGUGAUAAUAAUUUUCCUCUCUUGCUUUAAUUUACAUUUAAGAAACAGACUUUAAAUCGAGAGAAAUGUUUAGGAGUCGAAGUUGGUUUGGUGGCGGACUGUGGAAGCCAAAAAACCCGCAUUCCUUGGAACAUUUGAAGUAUCUCUACAAUGUUCUUUCAAAAAAUCAAACGGUCUCCGAAAACAACCGUGGGCUUUUGGUCGAAACUCUGAGGUCCAUAGCAGAAAUUUUGAUUUGGGGCGACCAGAACGAUGGCAGCGUAUUUGACUUUUUCCUCGAGAAAAACAUGCUGUCCUUUUUUCUGAAGAUCAUGAAGCAGAAAUGUGGGAGUUACGUGUGCGUCCAACUUCUGCAAACUCUAAAUAUUUUGUUCGAGAACAUCCGCAACGAAACGUCACUAUAUUAUCUUCUCAGCAACAAUCACGUCAACUCCAUAAUCGUGCACAAAUUUGACUUCUCGGACGAGGAGGUCAUGGCUUACUACAUUUCGUUCCUCAAAACACUUUCCUUCAAACUGAAUACUCACACUAUUCACUUCUUCUACAAUGAGCACACAAACGAUUUUCCCCUCUACACGGAAGCCAUUAAGUUUUUCAACCAUUCUGAGAGCAUGGUUAGAAUAGCCGUGAGGACCUUGACCUUAAAUGUUUACCGUGUGGAUGACAAAUCAAUGUUGAAAUUCAUUGGAGACCGAACAGCCGCCCCUUACUUCUCCAAUCUGGUCUGGUUCAUCGGCAACCACGUUCUCGAACUCGACAACUGUGUUCGAAAUGAUGCAGACCACCAAAGUAAGGGGAAGUUGGCCGACCUCGUUGCGGAGCACCUGGACCACCUCCAUUACCUGAAUGAUAUACUUUGCCUGGAGAUAGGCGACCUGAACUGUGUUUUGACUGACCAGCUGUUACAUCGACUUUUAAUGCCCUUGUAUGUCCUUUCCCUGGCGCCCCGGAGCAAUUCGACGCAGGAAUCUAUCCAGGGGAGACCGUAUGUGAGCAGAGUUGUGGCUUUGUUUCUCCUCUCCCAAGUUUUUCUCAUCAUCACUCACGCGCCUCUGGUGCACACCCUGGCUUGGAUCAUUCUGAGUGCUGACAGCGAAGCCAUCUCGGACGACGACCAGGCCCACAAACUGACUGCCCUUGCCCAGUCGAGUAUUCCCUCCAGUAUUCCUAAACUUGAGCCCCCUCCAAAACCCACCGCAAUUGUAGAACAAGAGCUUUCCUACGAAGAGAAAAAAGCCAUUGUAUGGAAAAAGUCUCACGCACCCUCAGACGAGCCAAGUGCAGAAAUCACAAGCACUGAUGAGGGCAACGCUGAAGGAGGCAGCUCGUCUCAAGAAGGCAGUCCAGGUAGUUUGUUGAAUAUCACGGACGAGGAGAAAGAGAAACGCAGAGCUUUGAACUCAAAAGGUGUUUCUCUAGUGGGCCGCCCGUUUCUGGAGGCUAUUUUUGGAGCCCUCGACUGUUCAGAGAACGACUUCGUCGCGCUUUUCGCCCUGUGCUUGCUCUACUCCAUGGGCCAUAACAAAGGGGUCAACGAAGGACUUUUGGACAAGGUCUUAUUCCCUGCCAAGAAUUCACAGCACUGGUACAACGGAAAUUUAAUUGAGAGACUAAUACAUAUCAUAAGUUUGAGUUGCCAAAUGAAUUCUAAAGUGCGUUUGGUUUCUCUUGAGAUGAGUAUUGGUCUGCUGCAGCAGCUUGUGCUCAGGGAUAAUCACAGUUUUCUCCACGAUGGUCACUUGGCUGCGAUUGAAGGGGCUCGAGAGGAAAGUACGGGGCAGUUGCGAACUUUUUACAAGAGUGAUGAAAUUUUUCUGGACAUGUUUGAGGAGGAGUGCCAUGAAAGAAAGAAAGGUCCGUUGAACGUAGAGUGGCUGAUGAUGGACUCGAACAUUUUGCUUCCUCCAACUGGCACCCCAAUGACUGGAAUAGAGUUUAGCAAGCGUCUUCCUUGUGGAGAGGGAGAACGGACUCGUCGCACCAUUAGGGCGUUUUUGCUUGUACGAGAAUUGUCUCAGUCCCUCGGAAUGGGUUCCGAAAGUCACCUGCCUCUCACCAACCCCUCGUCUUGUGUGCAAGUGGACCAAGUCUUGGACCUCAGUACGUGUCUUCCAUACAAUAGUGAUCUGAUUGCCUGCACUGUGGUGACAAAAGAUGGGCAGAAAAUUAGGCGGUUUUUGGUCAUUGACGUCCUUCAGCUGAUUUUGGUCGAGCCAGACACGAGAAGACUAGGCUGGGGGGUUGCAAAAUUUGUUGGCUUCCUGCAGGAUUUGGAAGUGACGGGUGACAAGGAUGACUCGAGGUGCUUGCACAUCAUAGUUCAUCGACCCCUCUCCUCAAAUACUCCAAACAGACUGCCCCUUCUCUCAGCCAAAUUUGUUUUUGAUGAUCACAUUCGUUGCAUGGCUGCUAAGCAAAGGCUGACAAAGGGAAGAAACAAAGCAAGACAAAAGAAAAUGCAGCAGAUUGCAAGACUGUUGGAUAUUCCUGCUAACCAAACAACUCCCUCCCCUCCCACAUACUCUCUCCAAUCGAUGCGACUUCAAGAAAGAGCUAGUAGAAGUUUGCUUGGCCCAAGCCGUCCAAUGUUUUCCACUGCCAUUAAAGCGCCAGGAUUUGCUGCAGCUGUGCGGAGAGAAGAAAGUGGCAGGAACUCGAGGAAUUCGUCUCCUUCUUCUAGAGGCUCGUCAGAAAACGCAGGAUCGAGGUCGAGGGACGGGUCACCAAAAAUGCCAAGGCCCCGAAGUGAGGAGAUUCCUCUGGAAGACAUAAUUUCCUCAUCUCAAGAAGGUGCAAGUUCGACUCUCCCGCAGCUGGACCCCACAAGUCAGCCAAACACCCCAAUCAACACUGGCUCAAGUCAACAAAGCCAGGUUGGCAGAGGUGCAACAAGGAGACGCCACAUGGAAGCGUCGCGAAGGUUGCUCUCCCCUUCGCCGAGACGCGCCAGCGAGUCCCCUUCAAGACUGGCCCAAGCGCCGGAAAGGAGCUCAAGCCCCUUAAACACCCCAAGUGCAACCCCUCCCGUUCCAAGCUCACACCCUGAAACAGAGACCUCCUUCAUGGAGUUGCCACUCAACCCUGGUGAUCAAAACGGCAACCCAUGCGAAAGAAGUGAGUCGACCGAGAGGAAAAAGAAAAAGGGCACUGUUGAAAUUAUCUGAGUUUUGUCAUGCAAAAAAUAAAAAAUAAACCGUUAUAUUGUUUUCUAAA